Molecule: messenger RNA, 2033 nt
Organism: Abrus precatorius (Indian licorice)
Lineage: Eukaryota; Viridiplantae; Streptophyta; Magnoliopsida; Fabales; Fabaceae
Product: glutamate--cysteine ligase, chloroplastic
Exons: 16
Coding region: 206-1741 (511 amino acids)
Biological process (GO): modified amino acid biosynthetic process; glutathione biosynthetic process
Molecular function (GO): glutamate-cysteine ligase activity
Source: RefSeq, a predicted model, not a curated record
AGGAAUUGCGUUGCGUCUCUUGGCAUCGGGGAGUCGUCGUUUUCGUGUAUUUCCUUUUUGGUUGUAAGAAAGAAAAUAUAUGAGAUAGCUACCGAGCUGUGAGUGACUGCGAGUGAGCCAGAAAAAGACCAUUUCCCCUUCUUCUCUUCUCUCUCACACUACAGCCAAUUCCGCAACCCUAAACGACAACGCGCUCGUCACCGCCAUGGUUGUCAUUUCCCGAUGUGCCACAUGCACGCGUCACGACUUAUUACGACACGAGUUCGAUAGGAAAAGCUCCGUUCGAAACAGUUCCUCUUCCUCUUUGUUGUGUUCUGCUAAGAAGGUUUUGCAGGUGAAGAGGAUUGUUGGCGCUGUUGGGUGUAGACGUGGCCGUGGAGGAGUGAUUGUUGCUGCCAGCCCUCCCACUGAAGACGCUGUUGUUGCUACUCACCCUCUCACCAAACAGGAUCUUAUCGAUUAUCUUGCCUCUGGUUGUAAGCCCAAGGAAAAAUGGAGAAUAGGUACAGAACAUGAGAAGUUUGGUUUCGAGUUUGGAAGCCUGCGUCCUAUGAAGUAUGAUCAAAUAGCGGAAUUGCUGAAUGGCAUUUCUGAGAGAUUUGACUGGGAUAAAGUAAUGGAGGGUGAUAAAAUUAUUGGACUCAAACAGGGGAAGCAGAGCAUAUCAUUGGAGCCAGGUGGUCAGUUUGAACUAAGUGGAGCUCCUCUUGAAACCUUGCAUCAGACUUGUGCUGAAGUUAAUUCGCACCUCUAUCAAGUUAAAGCUGUUGCUGAGGAAAUGGGAAUUGGAUUUUUGGGGAUUGGUUUCCAGCCAAAGUGGGGAAUCAAAGACAUACCUAUAAUGCCAAAGGGAAGAUAUGAAAUUAUGAGGAAUUACAUGCCCAAAGUUGGUUCUCUCGGACUUGACAUGAUGUUCAGGACAUGCACUGUACAGGUCAAUCUGGACUUCAGUUCUGAAGCUGACAUGAUUAGAAAAUUUCGUGCUGGCCUUGCUUUGCAGCCUAUAGCAACAGCUCUUUUUGCAAAUUCACCCUUUACAGAGGGAAAGCCAAAUGGUUUUGUCAGUAUGAGAAGCCAUAUUUGGACUGAUACUGAUAAGGACCGCACAGGCAUGCUGCCCUUUGUUUUUGAUAACUCGUUCGGGUUUGAGCAGUACGUUGAUUAUGCCCUUGAUGUUCCAAUGUAUUUUGUCUAUCGGAAACAGAAAUAUGUCGAUUGUACUGGAAUGACAUUCAGGGAUUUCUUGGCUGGAAGGCUUCCUUGUAUUCCUGGUGAAUUACCAACUCUCAAUGACUGGGAAAAUCAUUUGACAACUAUAUUUCCUGAGGUCAGGCUGAAGAGGUAUUUGGAAAUGAGAGGUGCUGAUGGAGGGCCUUGGAGAAGGUUAUGUGCUUUACCAGCAUUUUGGGUAGGGUUAUUGUAUGACGAGGUUUCUUUACAAAGUCUUUUGGAUAUGACAGCAGAUUGGACUCCAGAAGAAAGACAAAUGCUAAGGAAUAAGGUUCCGAUCACUGGUCUUAAGACACCAUUCCGAGACGGUCUGCUGAAGCAUGUUGCUGAAGAUGUUCUAAAGUUGGCAAAGGAUGGCUUGGAGAGAAGAGGGUUCAAGGAAUUGGGAUUUUUGAAUGAGGUGGCUGAGGUGGUUAGAACAGGUGUCACUCCUGCUGAGAGGCUUUUGGAAUUGUUUCAUGGAAAGUGGGAGCAAUCUGUAGAUCAUGUAUUUGAGGAAUUGCUUUAUUAAGCUUGUAUUCAACUAGUUGCUUCUCUUUCACGUCAAGUGGGAGGUUAAUUCGUGUGAACCUCUGGUUAUAGUUAUGGCUGCCUCUCUUUUGAGCUGCUUUUAGAUAUAGGAAAUAAUUGAUAUGUAAUUUUUGCCUUAAGGCUUCUCAUAUACUUUUCUUGGAAACAUGAAGCUGACGUUUAAUUCAUGUCACGAGUUUGAAAAUCACAUCAUCUUGAUCGUUUUAACAAAGUGUCAAUAGAUUAAUGGUUUGUGGUAGGUGCAAAUGUUGCUUCCACAAACUCUUUUUUCU